Pocillopora verrucosa is the source of this 2169-nucleotide messenger RNA. RefSeq names its product transmembrane protein 53-like. The record is from RefSeq and is a predicted model, not a curated record. Lineage: Eukaryota; Metazoa; Cnidaria; Anthozoa; Scleractinia; Pocilloporidae.
CUACUGACUAAUUGAAGCAACAACAGACGAACUUUCGUAACUUUGAGAUGAAAUUCACCUCGAGGUUUGAGGCUUUUGGUCGGGAGUUGAUCGGACAAAGAAUUUUCAGUUAUGGGACCUUCUCCAAGGCUAGAGGAGUACUGAACCAUCUGGCUGGUGUCAGUGAAAACAAAGUGCGUGGAGUGCAAUCCUGUGGAUCCCCAAAUUUAUCUUCUGGUAAGUUUGGAGCAGUAAUAACGAAAACAACAGCAUCAGCCCAAGAUACUCCAGUUACAGUAAUCCUUGGAUGGAAUAGCUCCAGAGGAAAACAUCUUAAAAAGUACAGCAAGAUAUUUGAAGACAAGUCCUUUGACACCAUCUGUGUUCCAGCAAAACCAGUCAACACAUUUCUUAGACCAGGAACCAAGGUUAAAACAAUUGGUCUUUACAUUUUGGAUCUUUUGGUUGACCUUAACUGUCAAAAGAGGCCUGUGUUCCUCUAUGCAUUCAGCAAUGGUGGCUGUGCUUUGUUUUUUCAUAUUAUGGAAGUCCUCUCAUAUCCAACUACAGCAUACUAUCGGGCAGUACCAGUUGUUGGGACAAUCUUUGAUAGCUGUCCCAUUAAUCCAGACAUUAAAAGUUUGCAAGCCACAAGAGAGAGUGUUACUGACAUGAUCAAAAAUCCAAUCAUGAAAGCAGCAUUAUGGUACAGCAUGACUGUCUUUAUUCCUCCUGUUAUCUACUUAAAUGGCACUGUGAAACGUUUCAUGUCAGGUAUGAUAGAAUCUCCACUUCUAUGCCCACAGUUGAUUUUGUACUCAAAGACAGACAAGUUUGCUCCAUACCAGGACAUUGAUUCCUAUAUUCAAGCAAGGAGACACAAGGGCAUUCACGUUACAUCCAAAUGCUGGAACAGCUCAGAACAUGUUAAUCAUUACAGAGAACAUACUGACGAGUACUUACAGGAACUUAAUGCUUUCACUGAUUUUUGCUUAACUUCAUACCAUGAUCAGAAAAAGUGAAUUUUCAUCAUUAGGUAAAUCACACCCAAUAGUAGCCAACACAGUGAUUUCUCAAGUUUCCUUUCAGUAUCCGACAUGAAGUUGGCUUGCGGGUGGCCCCAAAAAAUAGAGUAACUAUGUUUGAAAUGUGGGGUUUUCAAUUGCUUAAAUAUUGACUAUACAAUGAAUGCAUUUUAAUAAUUAUUAUUAUCCUUGGUAUUAAAGUUCUCUGGGGUGAGUUACAAUGUUAGUUACCAUAUUUUAACAUCCUACUGGCAAGAUGAUGUAGGCAUGCUUAGUGCCCUGCUCUGCUCUGGAGCUAUGCAGGUAUGAAGGUCACAUUGUGAUUUCUUUGGGUUGCUAAAAAAUGUGCAAGAGACAAGUCACCUGAAAUGAGUUAACACCUGAGGUUGGGUUAGGAUUUUUGCAAUUAAUUUCUCUGAGGCCUUUGAUUCCAUGAACCACUUUAUUUGAUAAGUUUUUAAAAGUUUUUUACCAAUCCUUGCAUUGUGAAGUGAUGCAACCAUCUUUUAAGAAAAAACUCUAUAAAGUCUACAAAGCUCGGUAUGAAGUGAACUUCUCAUCAGAAAAAACAGCUUCAUAACUCUACUUAAAACUUUAAAGGUCAUUGAAUGGAAAAAUCGCUGAAACACUUUCUCAUCGGAACAAAUUAAAAUACUUCACUAUCAGAACCAACAGAGUCAUGUACAAUGAGGAGGGUGACAGUAUUAACAAAUGGUAAAACUGUAGCGCCACCGUACACAGUUGACUCCUACAGGACUUUCAGUCCCUCUACACGACUCCAAUCAAAACAUACGGAGUCAUACGGUAACGAGGGUGGAAGUAAUACAAAGUAAGUCUUGGUGUAAAAUAACUUUGAUUUGUAGCCAAGCAACUUUUGAUUUGUGGCGAAACGACUUCGACAUGAAGCUAAAUGACUUUGUAGUGAAAAAAAAACAUCAAGUUACAACAGCUGAUACUUUUAGCUGGCGGGCAACUUUUCUGAAAUUUCUUAAUAGUGUCCUUAUCACAGCCUACUCAACCUACUGGUCGCCUUACACCGAGGCUCUCGGUGGUCUGCACGGGGAUAUAGCUUCGACAGUUGAAAGUUUAUUUGUUUUCCAAUUUGACGGUCAACGGUUAAAUUUCAGUGCCUGUGAUGGUUGACAUUCACUCGAAGAUAUAUUUC